This is a messenger RNA of Oryzias melastigma (Indian medaka), 512 nucleotides long. RefSeq names its product C-type lectin lectoxin-Thr1. The record is from RefSeq and is a predicted model, not a curated record. NCBI's taxonomy places the organism in Eukaryota, Metazoa, Chordata, Actinopteri, Beloniformes, Adrianichthyidae. The transcript has 3 exons. The annotation marks the transcript as partial.
GGAAAAUUGUUUUUUACAUUUCGCAGCCUCUAAAUCACAAACUAAAUUCAGAUCUUGAUGUGAAACAUUUUAGAAACAUGAAACUUACUGCUGUUUGGACAGUUAUUAUAUUGAUGAAUGUUUGUUUUGUUGUUUAUCAACAUCACAUUUUUUUGUUUUUUGUCUGUAGUUUUUCACGGGACCUCGCUCAGACGAGAAGACCUGGUUUGAGGCCAGAGAUUACUGCAGGGCGAUAGGAGGAGACCUGAUGAGCAUCCACAGCGAGACAGACCUGAUUUCCAGAAGAGGUGGGAAAGCGUGGAUCGGGCUUCACAUCGCGGACCCAAACACUGGUUAUGUGUGGAGCGACGGAAGCCCAGUAAACUUUCAGCACUGGCAGGAGGGAGAACCAAACAACCACAACAACGCAGAAUCCUGCGCCGAAGUGCAGAUCUACAGCUGGGACGAGAACGGAUCCUGGAACGACGCCAACUGUGAAAGCUACAACGACUGGCUGUGUCAGAUCCGUGCAG